AUGUAUCAGGCUGCCACACUCUACACUGAGUUGGGAUUUGACCAUCUCAAGACAACACUUCUCAUGGUUGUUCAGAAUAGUUUUGGUACUUUCUCAGCCAUUUGUGGAACCAUCGCACUCUCUAUCUACAGAAAACGGUCAUGCUUCGUUGCUGCAGCAUCGCUAAUGCCGUCUCUUUCGGUAGCUAUAUCUUUACCUUGGAGUAUUAAGCCGGGUAGUUUGGGUAGAAUGUUCUUGACAAGAACCAUUGGAACGGCCCACAUUUUCGUAUGGUUUGUGAGUCAAACUACGGCUGCUCACAAAAACGUUGACCAGAACACUUCUUUUUAUGAUUGCUUACUCUAUAAGUAA
Molecule: messenger RNA, 351 nt
Organism: Sungouiella intermedia
Lineage: Eukaryota; Fungi; Ascomycota; Pichiomycetes; Serinales; Metschnikowiaceae
Source: the annotation of a GenBank genome assembly